Messenger RNA from Aphis gossypii (cotton aphid), 724 nucleotides. RefSeq lists its product as uncharacterized. The record is from RefSeq and is a predicted model, not a curated record. Lineage: Eukaryota; Metazoa; Arthropoda; Insecta; Hemiptera; Aphididae. The transcript has 3 exons. The coding region runs from base 51 to 539 and encodes 162 amino acids.
UAAUUUUCAAGGGUUACAUGUAUUGUAUAUUGUAAUAGGGAGAAUAUAGAAUGAUAACAACAGCAAUUUAUCAAUGUUCAGAGGAACCAAAAGAUUUACCAUUGAAGGCUAAUUUAUAUUUGAGUAAAAAGUCAUCUAAUACAACCGAAAUUAGAGGGAAUUUUACAUUUGAAAUACCUUUUGACGAUUCUCUAAUAUUUGAUGUAAAUUUCGCUUCUUGGAGUUUAACUGGUGGUUGGAAACCAAACUCUCUGGUGUAUGUCACUAAGAAUGCCUGUUCUAAAUUGAAAAGUAUACUGGGAAAUUCAUGGUAUUCGUUUUUAAAGGCUACCAAUUCAACAAUUACAAACUGCCCACUAUCAAAGGGUAUUUAUACAUUAUCAGGAUACGACACAUCACUUUUAAAUGACAAUAAUUUUCCUAAAGUGUAUUUUUAUGGAAAAUAUAAAUAUGUCGGUAAGAUUAAAAACCAAAAUAAUAAAGUAGUUGGUUGUAAAGCUGCUGAGUUAAGCUUUGUACGGCCAUGGGAAUCGACUUAAUAAAUUUACACUUACCUUCUCUAAUUGCUAAUGGUUAUUCUAUUGUACUACAUCAUAUUAUAAUUAUUAUAAUUGGAUUAUUAGAAACUACGUAGAACUAUUACCAUAAGUAUAUCAUAAUAAUUAGGACUGUCAAUAAUGUAUGAUUAAUGAUUUAUUCAAAGUCUUAAUAUUUUAUUAUUUUA